UAAAUGUUACAGGACUCAACCUCUACCCCUGCGCGGUUCCAGUUCGGAUCUAGUCAUAUCAUUCCAUUAUAUUGACAAUUUCAAAAAACUGUUCAUACUAUGAGCAUAGUAUGAUGGCAGUCAGGCAAAUAUGCCCCCAUCGUCUAGCGGUUCAGGACAUCUCUCUUUCAAGGGGGCAGAGGGGAUUCGACUUUCCCUGGGGGUAGGGUACUACGAAAGGAAGUUGAUCAUGGAUUAUCAACAAACCUAGAAUUGAUUCUUCCUGGGUCGAUGCCCGAGUGGUUAAUGGGGACGAACUGUAAAUUCGUUAGCAAUAUGUCUAUGCUGGUUCAAAUCCAGCUCGGCCCAAUAAUUCGCUGAUCUGCCAUAACAUAAAAUGUCCAUUUUUUUGUAUUUUGACAUUUCACACUCUUGUGAGGUAUUAUCCGUUAUGACCUUUUGAUCUCACGAUUUUGUCUCAUAAAAAACAUCUGAGAAGAAUACGUGAAACCCUUAUAUCUUAUGGCUCUUGUGAGGUAUUAUCCGUUCUGACAUUCUGAUAUCACGAUUUUGUUGCAUAAAAGACGUCUCACAAUGAGAGGAAUGCGUGAAACCCUUAUAUCUUAUGGCUAAGAUUUUGUCCCAUAAAAGAUGUCUCACAAUGAGAAGAAUGCGUGAACCCUUAUAUCUUAUGGCUAAUUUUAUUACACAGUCGUGGCUCCAGGAUCUCGGGAUCCACUGCUUCGACGUCUCAGCUCAACUUGUCUAUCAUGGUUUCACACUCUUAUGAGAUAUUAUUCGCUUUGAAUCCUCUGACCUUAUGAUUUUGUCCCACAAAAGAUACCUCACAAGGAGGAGAAUGUGUGAACUCUUAUAUCCUAUGACUAACUUUAAUACACAAUCGAUGUGAGAUUUCUGGCUUCACUACCGGACUGUGACAUAAACACUAUG
Messenger RNA from Durio zibethinus, 930 nucleotides. Lineage: Eukaryota; Viridiplantae; Streptophyta; Magnoliopsida; Malvales; Malvaceae. The record is from RefSeq and is a predicted model, not a curated record.